GUCAAGCACAUUUUUACUACGAAUGGCUUUCGAUGUGAACUCGGAGCAUAGGUUCCAAAAGUCAGAAACACUAAUCACUUUAAGGGCGCGAUUUUCUUGCGCGUGCAACAUUUGCGUCACAGAGAUUUAUCUUUAUGACGUUCUCAGAGCGAACGAAAAAAAACGCGUGCUAGCAGACACGAAGUGAUUUGAAAAUAUUGCGUGUAAGGUUCAAUGUACGAAAACGGUAUGGGUCCGGUUGCACAAGAAACUGAAGAAACUUCCGCGAGCGAUUCGAUAUUGUUCAACAGUGAUUCAUUAUGUUCCUCGCUGGGCCUGUCACAAGAUUUGGCUGUGAAUGAAAACGGACUCAAUGAGAACCUGAACAUGGAAUAUCCCGAGGAGUCGGUCUUUUCAGCUUCAGACACAGAAGCUGACUCUGCGAUCUCGUUGGUUAAAUGCUUGAACAGUGCUUCGCCAUCUUCUUCGCUUGUUUGUCGUCGCAACGAUAAUUCUGCCAUUAUGAGGCUAAACAACGAAUUGCUGAAAGCCAAAAAGAGCAACUGGGAGGUGUUGGACGCUUUGGCAAAAGCUUAUCGAGAUAUUAAAGAUCUGCGUUUGCGAGAACAGCGGGUGAAUGUUAUUCUGUCGAGUUGUGACAGUAAACUCAGCUGCACGAACGGCUUGAAUGAAAGCCUUUUGUUACCAGACAGCAAAAUUAUAGAGCUGCAGCUUGCUUUGAGGAGAGAGGAGUCUGUAAAAACGCGAGAGGACUUCCGUGCUCUUAUGAAAGAGCGAGAUAAGCUGAAGGAAUUGCUAGCUGAGAGUGAAAAUGAACGGCGUUUGGUUUCGUUUACAAGUGAUCAUCGCGAAAGAGAGUUGGAGCUUGCUCAGAGCCGCAUAAGAGAUUUAACAGCCAAUAUCAAAGAGAAAGAUGCAAAAAUAUCAUCCGCUCAAGACAAGUUGGCUGCCUUUGAGAAAGAUAUGAAACAGAAGAACGAAGAACUUGGCAAAAUUCUAGACGAGAAAUAUUCAUUUAGGGAUGCUGUAGUCCGGAGUGAACAAGAGGUGGAAGCUCUGACCGAAAAACUUCAAAACCUCUUGCUUUACAAGGAGGAAAAUGUCAAGAAUUCUAAUUACACGGGUCACUCACUUGGAAUUCAAACUGAUAAUUCGCGCCAUCUAAGCGAAGGGCAAGUUAUCGUGGAGGACGAAAGACUUCAGGAUGAGCUACGCGUCCUGGAGGCAAGACAUAACGAGGACAUGAGGGUCAUCAACGAUUUGCGUGCACAACUUAAAGAAUGGGAAAGGUUUGUAAAAACUUUUAAUUUUAUUUUUCUCUCGUAGAAAUAUUACAUAUCAUCUUUCUCUAGUAAAAAUAUCCAAUAUCAUUUUAAUCUACUAUAUUCAGACUAUCAGCUACACUGACGUUGUUGAGUUACUUUGUAAUUGUUAUGGAAUAUUGAAAAAGAAUAUAUUGGCCCGAACGAGGUAUUAAUAGUUGUUUGUGGUGCAAAAGAUUCAGUUGGUUCUCAAAAAACACUCAACAACCUUUUUGUUACCUAAAGAUAAAGUCCGAGCAAAACGCGAUAUUAUUGUUGAUUUAGUUGCUCCCAGCUGCCAAUUGAAUUGAAUUAAAAUUACGGUUUGGACACCUGCCCAAAAAUGUCUUAGAACAGUCGAACGCCGUCUUUCGUUUACUUUUAACACAAGGUGAUUGGAUUCAUUCGCUUCCAGAAUGCAAGUAAAUCUGAGAUGAGAUUACAGUUCUCAGGAGAUUUUGAUACAAAAUAUUUUCUCUACUUUAGAAGUAUCAUUUAUAAAGAGGGGUCAUUGGUCCUUUUGUGAUAAGAAUUUUAGGAAAAAUGUCAAACGGAUUCAUUUUAUUACACAAAGCGAAAUGAAAUUCAUCAGACUUACCUUCAUAAAAGUUUAUUUUAAGAUGGAAAAAUUAUAUUAGGUCUUUUAGAUGAAACCUGAAAUAGCUUAGACAAGUUUUUUUUUGCUUUUACUGGUUUGCAACCAGAUCGGCUCGAGUAAAAUAAGAGGGAGAUGAAAUUUACCUGAUAUCGCGGAACUAAUCGGUUUUAAUUAUUAUUUUGCAACCCGUUUUUUCUAAGUGGAAUAAACAAUAAAACAAAGUAAAUCCGGCGGCGAAGUAAUUUUUAAACGUAGAAACAUCUGCUGAUGUAGCUUUCAAUUCCAAUUAACAUUGCUUGCUCUUUUUUUUUUCUUGUUGAACUGAAAGAAGAAAAAUGUAAGGAGAAAACCGUACCACUUCAAACGUUGAAGGAUAAAACGUCUGUUAAAAAUAUGCUCAGAUUUGUUUUUUUUAACCCCGUACUUGUAUCAUCAGUAGGACUAUCAAGACGACUUUGUUUAACAAUCAAGGGCUUCUUUAAUUUGCGAUCAUUUCCUUUGGUCUCACGACCCCAAUGUUCGAUUCAGAAGUGAUGCUGUGAGGAUAAAUUAGAUGCUUGACACUCUUGGGGGUUUAAGGGUUAAUUUGAGGAGGAAAAUGUUUGUAUUAACUGUCCUUUUCAUCAGACCGCGAUUAGAUUAAUACUUGGUAAGUACAGACUUCUAUCGUUUACUGUUGCUUAGGUAGUCAGAGUAAGUAUCAUUUUAUCAUCUUUGUACUAAAGCAAUUUUACACUGAGUGUUGAUUGGAAUGCGGUCGGCCGAUUCUUUUCUCCAAGUUGUCGAUAGUUUUUGUGUUAUUUUACGCUGUACUGAUAGGCCAGGUGGAUUUCCUUGGUUUUGGUUUUUGGGGCUGGUUUACACGUUCGGUUUACACGUACAGAAGCACAUAAACGCAUGUAAGACAAACAGUCUUAGUAAAGUUACUAUUGCUGCUGACUUUGGUAAGAUUGUUUUGUAUCCUAACCAAAGGCCCCGCUUGACUGUUCUUGAUGCCAUAUACGUAAGGCUGGCGACACUCGAGGCGAUUUUUACAUGCAGAUCGCGGCGAUCGGUUGUGUAAACUCUCACAGCGCCUAUCUCCACUUAGAAAUGUGAAUGGCCUAAAGCUAAUAGUUAACUUGCGAUAGACUUCUCAGCAGAGUGAAAUCAAAACUCUAAGUCAUUUCAUGCUCAUGAAGCCGCGCUGGGCGUCAUCAGUAGUGGGUUAACAGGGCUGAGAGGCUAAACGUAUCUCGUGGCCACCUUUGUUCUAGGUUUUUUUCCUUUCUUCUUUUACAGGAUUGUCGCUGCCAUGAAUAAACAUGUGGAGGAUACGAACCAGCAGCAGUUGAAAGCUCGGAACGAAAUUGCUGAAUAUGUAAGGAUGCUUGAGAAACAAUUGAGGGAAUUGAAGAAGAACAAUAGAUCAAUCGCUAACAGACAGAGCGAUUCUACGCGAGAUAAGGAGAAGUGGUGUACUGAAGCCACUACACAGAGUGAGCCAGCAAAACUUGAGGAGUUAGAAGAUUGGCAGCAUACUAGUCAAGAAUUAGAGCUAAACCAAUCGGCUGAUGUGAAUUUCAUAGAUUAUCUAAAAUGUUCCCAGUCGUCUGAAGUUGAUGGCGAGAAGGAUUUGAAAGACUCUCUGCGGGACAGCGAGAUAAUUGCUGUUGAUUUAGACAACGUUUUCGCUUCCGAAGAGGAAAGUUUCGACUUUCGUCUUCAAUCUUCGACCGGACUUGUCGUUCAGCCUGACGAUGUGCGAAUGGCUAGAGUAGCAUUCGCAGAAACCUUUGUUGCCCACGUUCCAGAGGUAAGAACUGUUACCAAUGUCUCUGAUGCUAGUGCAACCAAUGUAAGGGAUUCUUAUGUCUCCGUCCAACGCCCAGCUCGGAAAACGGGCUCAGGAAAAAGGAGAAAGCUGCCACAGGCUACCAGGAAAACAAGUGUCUCAAGCACAAACAGCGAAAUAUCACAGUCUGACGAAACACUAUCAAUAACGUCAUCUGAAUCACAUAUAUCGCGUGAUGCAACAAAUAUGCGUAGGGUGUCCCGCGGAGGGUCAGGUCGGCGACUACCCACUGUCCCCGUUGGAAUCGUAGAAAUCGAUGUAGGUCCCAUGAAAGUGGAUGUUUCUGCGGAUAAUUCCGCGGUUAGACAGCCCCCGGCAGUGGCGUCAAUAUAUCAGAAAGGUUUAACUGUUCCUAGUAGUCUUCGGCAAGAUUCUGGAUUUGGUGAAAGUUUGAGAAUUUCUCCUGUACCCACAAGCAAGGAUCACGUGUUCGGUUUUAACAAGCUGAGGAGAAAGUUUAACAAAGAAAAGAGAGGUCCAGGUAGGAUACGUCUUCUUUACAUCAGCAUCGUUUUCUGAAACAAAGAUAGAGCUGUAUUAUCUCGAUCUGAGUUAAAUAUGUCAGGUUUUUUCUGUCAGUCAGAGUCUGUCUGUCAUCUUACGUAUAUCGUAGUUUUUUGUGAAAUUUGAGAAGCGAAGAGCUUCCAAACCCGCCCAACUUCUCGCGGCUUCGCUGUUCGUUUUCACUGCUCCCUCGCCUGGCGAAUUGGAAGUAUUUAGAGAAUUUUUCCUCCUAAGUUCUUCGGUGACUUUAAUACGCCUUUAAAAUUGUAAUUAGUAAUCACUGAAAUAGAGAACUCAUCUUGACUAAAACUCCAUUAGGAAAUACUCUUUUUUAUUAGGCACUGGGCUCUAUAGUUGUCAAUAGAACAGCAUCUCAAUUGACCGUUCCCCCUAACGAGUUGUUACAGUAAACAACUUUAUUGUAACAAAGGAUCCAUGGACUCUUGAAGAUGGAGGACGAAGCUAACUUUAUAAAUGUGUUGUGUUUAACCAGGAUCACCAAAAGUCGAUGAUACUCGAGACUCCAAAAAGGAGCGUUUAAGGCGGAAGCUCUGCUUGGGAGGAACAAGUAGACGUAGAAAUUCAGUUGGCACUGUGAGCAGCGUCUCCGAUAGUUUCAAAUCGGUGACUCCUUUGAAUAGUGACGCAGAGGAUGAGGGCAGAUCAGUAAAUGAAUCUUUUGAUUGGGAAAAUUUGUCGCCCUCCAUUAAGACUUCGACACCAAGGAAAGGAAUCGAGCAAAGGAUCAAAGGUAAAGUUGUAUAAAUAAACAUUCACCACAACAAGUUAACAAGCAGAGAGGUGUUUUUGUAGAGUAUCUGGUAUUUAGUAUGAGUUUACAAUCCCAGCCCAGUGUUCUGUUGUUCCUUUCUCGUUAUGCUUGAUGUUGCGUAGUCUUUCUAACCUUUUUACUCCCAGGGUCUCAUUAUUAAAUCUCCUUACGGUUUGUCACACAAUUCUUAUGAGGUUACUUUGGAGACUUUGGCAUUGGAUCAACUAAUAAUCUCAUUGUUGACAUUUCUCUUUAUUCUUAUCACUUGUCUGCUUGAUGUUGUACUGAUAUUGUAAGGAGACAUUCUUUCUUGAUCGCUCAAGGGGGUUAAAGGGUUAAUGCACAUUUUGGUUGUGAUUGUUUGGCCUGCAUGCUGUCUGCGAUAGCAAAAAGGAGUGCACAAAAAAAAGAAAAAAAAAGAAAGAAACAGUUUAUAAAGUGACUGGGUGCUCCGACUUCACGAUUUGCAUCACAUCCUCCUCAUAUGCUUUUUGUUUUUUCAUGGUAGAAACCGUACAUUUUGGUUAGAAUUGUGCUUUAUUUCACCUUAGUCAGGUUUUUUGAUGUAGAUCUAUCUUUAUUAGGAUAGAUAACAUUUGUUAUGUAGGCUUACCUGAAAAUUAUGAGGUGAAUCUACAUCAUUGAAGUGCUUUUAUUUAUUGACAGUCAAUCGAUCAUACCACCAGAUUUGGCCUUUCAAAAAUAUGGCGUUGAUAUCAGCAAUUGCAGCAUGGGUGGUGAACAAUGUCCCACCUUGAUCUAUUGCGUUAUCGAGAAUCUAUAGCGAGAGCUAUAGAAAGUAAGACGAGAUUUUUAAUUGGAUUAACCAUCUGUACUACAAUUUAUUUUUAUUUCAUAAAACUCGCUUUAACUACUGAACCAAACAGGUGCAAAGGUAACGCCAAUCAUGAAUCGAUUACUCAUGUUUCCCCGCGCUAGUGGCCGCUUUUUCGCUAAUUAACCUUUUCACCUCCAAGAUUUCAACAUUCAUCGUCCUCUCUGUCCUCUUUACAUUACAUAAUUUCUACCAAUAAGCGGCUUUUACUUCAAAUUAAACCAAGUGCUACUUUUUUCUGAAAGGUGGCUUUCCUCAGCGGUCCAAGCAAAUCACAGGCCAGCGUAAGAGAUCCGCCUUGCUACUUGUAUUUCGGCAUCUAAAUCCCGUUGAGCUCUGUGGCCUAGCACGAGUGUGCCGUGAAUGGCGCGCACUAAGUGAGCAUCCUUCGCUUUGGAAACACGUUACUUUACACGAGAUACCGCUGAAUAAUAUGGUGAGUGCUCCGCAGGCGUUUGUAAGUUUUGAGAAAAUUUAACUCCAGUGUAAUUUCUGUCAAGGAAACGUCUGCUUUGUACAAAAUGGGAAAAAGGUUGAUGUUGUUGUUUUUUUUGCAGGCUCUUCAGGUAAUAUCUAGGAGAUGUAGCUCCACGCAAUCCCUAAGGCUCAAAGGUCUGUAUAAAAAUCGCGUUAAAAAGGGCUAAUGGUAGAUGCUUUUGUCCUUGCAUAGCCAACCCACACGCUAUUGUUUAUUUUCAAAUUGACUCUGACAGCUUUAAAAUAAUUAUUGCUGUUGCCAGGUUAGGCUCUCGUGUCCGGUCUGAUAAUCGAGCUUAUCGCCAGGUUAUUGUAUUUUGAAGAUCAGACAAUCAUCAACACUCUUUUGUUUCUUCGUGCUGUAGUUAAGUACAAGAACAAAUGGUUACCACAGGUCAAGAAAUGGUCAGGGCAAAAACUUUAAUGAGUUCAGCGAAAGUCAGGGAGUUUCAUGUAGGGGACGGAAAAGUUGCGUCUCUGAAAGAAGUCGGGAACAAAGUAAAAUGUUCAGUAAAUGUGAACGAAAUAUGUAGAUGUAACUCGUGUAUAUUGUUUUGUACAUGCAAUAUAUUCUUGAUGAGUUUGUGGUUUUUCCAUGUAAUGCAAGCUCAAGUUGCUUAGGGUCUUAAAUCAUACUUUCUUCUUACUUCUGUUUUCUAACAUUUGAAAUGCUCUGGUACAUCUCGUGGACUUGAAACGUGGUGGAUCGUUACAAUAUUACUCCAUGAGAUUGAACAACAACAAGCUGACGUUGGGUUUCCAAGAAUAUCAAUCCUUUUCCGCGUCUCAUAAGGGAACUAUCAAUUGGUGCACUCUUUAUGACUCGCUGAAACCAUAAAUGAAUGAGUGGAGGGAAUGGCUGAGAGGGGAAUGAGUGGAGGGAAUGGCUGAGAGGGGAAUGAGUGGAGGGAAUGGCUGAGAGGGGAGGUUUUAGGCCAUAACCAGUACUAAUAUGUGGAAUUGUUGAUUUUGGCAACCACUUACCUUGAGUUUAGCCAUUUUUUAUUUUAAUGCUAAUUAAACUGAGUGGAGUGCAGUUUAGUCUGAAAUCAUACGCGUGAUUUUAAAACCGAACGAGCGCGCAGACCAAAAUUGUACGACACGAAGUUCAAUUAACUUUUUACUACAUCCAUUUAGAAAUCGCAAAAUUCAGCCACUCAAAUACAGAAUUUCUUUCCUAUAGAGCUGUUUUGUGAAAAGUUGCAUAAUUUAUCUUAAAUUUUCCUGCAAUUGAUUGGUUUCUUCUAAAAAAUCUUGAAAUCUGAUUGGUUGUUGUGUUUUAGUAAAGCCGCUCAAUUGGCUGGGAAAUAAAUCGCACUGAUGAGAGCCAAUCAGACUACAGGGAUCACCAGUGAUUUUUAAAUGGCUGUAAUUGACUAAGAAACUAACGUCUAGUCGUUGAUAAUUAGGCAGAAUUUUUGCCAUUCAUUCAAGUCCUUUUAUUUAAUCGUUCAAACGAUUUUUUAAGUGAGGACGUGUUGUGAACUUCUAGGGCUGAGGAAAGUAAGAUCAAAAGACAAAUGCAAUUCUUCAAAGACAUCAGAGGAUUUGCGGUGAGGCCUUUAAGAAACGUUCUUUAACAAUCAUUCCGUUAGCUUAUUCUUUCUGUCAUCCAUUUCAUUAAUUCCAUUCAAACCUUUACCUUUACCUUUAUCCCAUUACAACUCCUAUCAAGAAAUAUGAGGUUACAUUGUACGUCUUACAAAGCGUAGAAAAAAGUGACAGCGGGGAUAUUCUGCACAUAGUUGUUUGAGUGAGGAGAAAAGAGUCAUUUUUCUCAUGUUCAUGAAAAUCAUCCUGAAUUCUGUAAAAAGAGCGAUAAAUGCGUGGACUUUUUAUUCUGGAACGGAUAACAUCAGGCAAUGGUAAUGCGUGGACACAGCAUGAUAAUGUUUUUACCAUCGAUUGUGUGAUUUUUGUGCCAACGUUGUUUAUUCGCCCCAUUUGCGUUGAUUUAGCUUAUUUCUUCAAAUUUUUACUAAAAUUCCACAUGCUCAAUUUUUUAGGUGUUAUCUAGAGAGGGGGAUGGAGUAUAUUUUGAAGGCUGCUGGUUCAAGCUUGUUGAGCCUGCACGUCGAAGACUGCGGCCCAUUGAUAUCAGACAGGUACUCGCGCAGAAUACGUUUGACCGUAACGAAGUAGGAACGUGGAAGCUUUGCUAAGUAUGUUCUGAUGUUAAGAUUAGAUAUCAGUGAACUAAGUAGAACAUUACUGCGAAGUACAGGUACUAAACAGAGAAAAACAGUGAGAGAUAUCCAAAUUAAAGUGGCACGCCGCGCUAAGGAUUCAGGUUUCGUUGGACCUGUCAGAGCCCGACUUCUGUUAAAUGCUGAAUUUGUUAUGAAGAAAACUAGCACAAACAAACAAAUAACAGUAUUCGCUGUUUGCUUUGAUUUUAUUUUAGGUGUUUAGCUUUGGCAGGCUCUCACUGUAAAGAGCUACAAGCAUUUAUAUACAUUAGUGAUUCAUAUCCCGCUUGUCCUGAGGCACUGUGGGCUUUAUGGGCGUGUAGACAGCUUGUCACUCUCAUAGUACCACCGAUGUUUCCGUGGUAAGUCUGUCGUGAAUAUCUCAUGUUUUGUCUGGCUACUCCAGGUGAUUAUGUAACAGGAUACCUGUCCAACACGAACUACUUUUUCCUCUAGUGACCAUCCUGGACGAUUCAAUGACAAGAGCGUGGAAACGAUAGCAAACUGCUGGCCAAAUAUGCGCCAUUUGUCGGUAGGCGGACCCAGUCUCUCGUCUGCGGGACUUACUUAUAUUGGUAAACACAAUAAACUUAGUUCAUUCUGAACACUUUUUGUGAUGAAUUCGUCCAGCGAAUGAUAUGAUGUGAGGAAUAAAAAUCCUACCUCUCUGUGUCAUCUAUUAGCCAAAGGUUGCCUGAGGCUCCAAGAGCUGGAACUUGAUCGGACAAUAGCAAUCGACGAAGAAAUUGCCCACGCCAUGUGUCUCUGUGGACUACGAGGCCUGGAGACUAUAUCCUUUACAUUUACCCCAGUCUCUCCCGGAGCCAUUAAGGAAUUACUCGGUAACACUAGUUGAAUAUUUAUCUGAUUUUUUUUCGUUAUUUUGCUAAAACGCCUGAUUUUGUAAACUCAGAAAUCGCACAAUUCUCUUCCUAAAAAUGGUGUGAUUUCUGUUAGGUGCUUGCCCAAGGUUAGAGCGCAUCGAAGUGCACAUUGGGAUAUCAGAUUACUUUAUAGACGUGGACGAUGACGCCACCAAAAGAAAAUACUCUCGCAUUGUUAAGAAACUUGAGGUAGUUAUAUUUCGUUUGAUUUUAGAGUAAUUGAUAAAUCCGCCGUAGUUCGAGGUGAAAAGCAAAGUUAUUUUUAAUAAUGCUAAAAACUUGCCUGAUAUUUCCUUGGAGCUGAACUGGGUUACCUAUGUGAUAAAAACGGAGCCCCAGUGGUGCGGGGAAAUUAGCGGUCGAGGUCUAAGUCGUUGAAACGAGUUUGUCCUUGAAAAGUCCAUGUUACACCAUUUUUAAUUUCAUCAUCUUCGAGCCAAUGCUUUCGUAAUAUUAUAGACAGUAGUACACUCUAGCUGGUUUUUGUUCUUGUUGUUGUUGUUGUUUUUUUUCCCCUUUUUUGAGUGAUAAUCUAGUAUAAUUACUCACUGUGAUAAUUAGUUAAAAGCCCUUGCAUCUAUGGGUCUUCUUUGGUAUAACUUCAUUCAUCUUGGCCACAAGCAACCGAAAGAGCAUGCCACAUUAGUUCUGGCACAACAGCUACAUAUCUGAACAACUGAGUGAUUCGUAUUCAAGACUUUUUAAAACAUACAUCAUAAAUUUGAUCAGCAAAUAUCGACCGAGGCAAAGCGUGUACCAUAAUGGCUGCAUAAAUUAUGCAUCUUUCAAAGGACAUUGACGUGAAUGAAUGAGAUUUUUUUAAAAUAGGAUGACACUUGACAGCUUUGGCCGAUAUCCCUGUGUAGAAUAUUUUUGAAAGGUUAGUUCUUCGUAAAAUUAAAGCUUGGUUUUCUUUUCACCUUGCUUAGGCUUUAAAAGGAGAGAAUCAAGAAUUUGCCAGAGUACUUUGGAUAAAAUCUGAUUAUGGAUGAGUUUGCCU
Molecule: messenger RNA, 10394 nt
Organism: Pocillopora meandrina
Lineage: Eukaryota; Metazoa; Cnidaria; Anthozoa; Scleractinia; Pocilloporidae
Source: the annotation of a GenBank genome assembly